Molecule: messenger RNA, 8750 nt
Organism: Acanthochromis polyacanthus (spiny chromis)
Lineage: Eukaryota; Metazoa; Chordata; Actinopteri; Pomacentridae
Product: alpha-2B adrenergic receptor
Exons: 2
Coding region: 355-1842 (495 amino acids)
Biological process (GO): adenylate cyclase-activating adrenergic receptor signaling pathway
Cellular component (GO): membrane
Molecular function (GO): adrenergic receptor activity
Source: RefSeq, a predicted model, not a curated record
GGCAGCGAGAGGAGCGGAGCCCGGAGAGAGGCAGCUGUAGGCGGACACAGCAGCCCGGAGGAGUCGGUGCUUCUGGAGGAAACUUUAGCAUCGAGCUGCUGCUUCUCUGGAUGGAAACUGGAUUAUUUAUCUGAGACUUUGAUUUUCUCUCACAUUCUGCCUUUUUAUUGGAGACUAACACUUAAAAAGUUGAGAGACGGAUGGAGGCUGCAGAUGAAGAUCUUCAUGUUCCUAUCUUCAUGUAAAGAUCACAUGGCAUCAUCUUGACUGGAACCAUCUGCCCUUCAGCGCUGAGGACGUCAAGUUAUUUGAUGUGUUACCGUGGAUACGCCCUUUAAAUUCCCCCUCAUCACUAUGGCAGCUGCUCCAGAUGCUCCCUGCCUGUCAGAGCUCGGCGGACUCCCUAACAGGAACAUUUGCCUCGUCUCCGGCGCCCGGUUCUCCAACCGGAGCGCUGUCAGGACCUCGCCCUACACGCCUCAAGCCACCGCCGCCUUCGCCAUCGCCAUCACCUCCAUGAUGCUCCUCACCAUCGUCGGUAACAUCCUGGUCAUCAUCGCCGUCCUGACGUCCCGCUCCCUGAAGGGGGCUCAAAACCUCUUCCUGGUGUCGCUGGCGGCCGCCGACAUUUUAGUUGCCACUCUCAUCAUUCCCUUCUCGUUGGCCAACGAGCUGCAGGGCUACUGGGCGUUCAGCUCCAUCUGGUGUGAGAUCUACCUGGCGCUGGACGUCCUCUUCUGCACCUCCUCUAUUGUCCACCUGUGUGCAAUAGCACUGGACCGCUACCUGUCCAUCUCCCGGCCCGUGUCCUACGGUGCCAAACGCACCCCGCUACGCAUCAAGGCGGCCAUUAUCGUCGUGUGGCUGAUCUCGGCGGUCAUCUCCUUCCCGCCACUUCUCACGCUGGACAAGAGUGAAGGAGGUGAAGAGGGUUGCGAGCUAAAUGACGAGCGCUGGUACAUCCUCUACUCCACCAUUGGCUCAUUCUUCGCCCCCUGUGUGAUCAUGAUUCUGGUGUACAUAAGGAUUUAUCAGAUCGCCAAGCAGCACACUCGCUGUCUGCCUGGACAGAAGCAUAAAGCAGCAGCAGCAGCAGGAGGAAACGCUGGUGAACCUGCCGCAAAGUUGUCUGAACAGUCACAACAGAAUGGGGAACAACGAAGCUCCAGCCAACGGGAGAAAGCCGACGCCGCGAUGUCCGGAACGGAUUCCAACCUGCCAUCACUUCAACAACCAACUGAGGACACAGCUGAGCACCAUCCUCCUCAUGACACAGUCCAACCAGUUCCCCAGAAACACCCAGACCAAGGCGGGGAAGCGCUCCCCGACAACACCUCCAGCUUUGGCUCCGAUGCCGAGCUGGAUAUCGGUGAGGAAGGUGUUCCGACAGGAGAAAAAGCAAACAAGCCGGAUAAACAAACAUUUGAAUCAUCCCAAAGCAAAAGCUUCAAAGUUCAGGCACUGAAACUGGCCUGCAGGUACAAAAACACCAUGGCAACAUCAUCUGGCACCAAACUGGUACCCGAGGAGAUGCCCAAGGUGCAGGGAACGCCCACAUCCCGCCGCAAGGCCAUGGUAAACCGGGAGAAAAGGUUUACAUUUGUCCUGGCCGUCGUGAUGGGAGUGUUUGUGAUCUGCUGGUUCCCCUUCUUCUUCUCUUACUCCCUCAUGGCGGUGUGCCCCAACACCUGCAGCAUCCCCAAGCCUUUGUUUAAAUUCUUCUUCUGGAUUGGCUACUGCAACUCGUGCCUCAACCCGGUCAUAUACACCAUCUUCAACAAGGACUUCAGGAGGGCCUUCAAGAGGAUACUGAGCAGGGACACAAAGGGUACGUUCUUCUAGAGUGGAAACUGUUAUGAUGUUUUGAACCACUGGUGGACAGAAAGGACCCUUGUUCUGUAUUUUUUUUUACAUUUAACUGUGAUUCAGUUUCUAUGGCAUCCACAUCAAGUCUUGGACAUGAGGGAGGAUCUUUUGUCCAUCUACUGUUAGCUGACAUGCAGGGAUUAAAACACCAUGAUCAUAUUAUCCACCACCAAACUAGUACCUGGGGAGAUCCCCAAGACUCAGUUGAGGCCCACAUCCUGUUGCAAGGCCAAUUGUGACCCAGGAGAAGGCCAUCAGAGUGGGAGUUUUUCCCAUUUUUUUCUGUAUUAUUAUCAGGUGGUGUUCACAGACACUUCCCAAAUUCCCCUUUCAGAUUCUUUUUCUGUAUCGACUACUGCAAUUUGCACCUCCAACCAGUCAGUUACAGCAUCAUCAAAAGGCUACUGAGCAGAGACCUGAAGGGUUUGUUGUUCUAGAGCCACCGAUGGAUAGGUGGACCUUUAUUGAAAAGGAUUUCUAUCCUUUUGUACUCUCUACAUUUGGCUUCCUGUGGCAUCGACAUCAAGUCUGGGACAUGAGGGAGGAUAUUGUAUCCAUCUACUGUUUGCAUCAAAACACCAUGGUGAUGUUCUCCGGCAUCAAACUAGUACCUGAGGAGAUCCAUGAGACUCGAGGGGUGCCCACAUCCUGUUGUAAGGCCAAAUGUGACUCAGGAGAAGGCCAUCAGGGUGGGAGUUUUCCCUUUCCUCUUCUGGUAUUCUUAUCAGGUGGUGUUCACAGACACUUUCCAAAUUCCCCUUUCAGAUGCUUCUUCUGGAUUGGUUAACACAAUUUGUGCCUCAACCAAGUCAGUUAUAGGAUUGUCAAAAGGAUCCUGAUUACGGACAUGAAGGGGUCAUUGUUCAAGAGCCACUGGUGGAGAGAUGGACCUUUUUCAGAAAGGAUUUCUAUCAGUCUGUACUCUACAUUUGACUUUCUGUGGCAUCGACAUCAAGUCUUGGACAUUAGGGAGGAUAUUGUGUCCAUCUACUGUUGGCAUCAAAACAUCAUGGUCAUGUUGUCCGGCAUCAAACUAGUACCUGAGAAGGUCCAUGAGACUCAAUGGAUGCCCACAUCCUGUUGCAAGGCCAAUAGUGACUCAGGAGCGGGCCAUCAGGGUGGGAGUUUUCCCUUUUUUCUGGUAUUAUCAGGUGGCAUUCCCAGACACUUUGCAAAUUCCCCUUUCAGAUUCUUCUUCUGGAUUGGCUACCGCAAUUUGUGCCUCAGUCCAGUCAUUUAUACCAUCUUCAGAAGGAAACUGAGCCACUUGAUCCACCAGUGGACAGAUUUACCUUUAUCAGAAACGAAUUCUGUCUUUCUCUACUUUUGAUCGGGAUUGUUUUUCUGUGGUGUUGACAUAAACUCUGGGACAUUAGGUAGGAAAUUUUGCUCAUUUUCAAUUGACGCCUGCAUCACUUUACGAGAUCGAUGGCGACUCAGGAGAAGAGGUUCACCUUCGUUCUGGUUGUCCUGGUGGGAUCUGUUCUUGUUCUGUUGAUUCUUCUUCUUUAACUCCCUUCAUGAGGUGUGCACCAACACUUCUCCAGCCCCGUUUUUAAGUUCUUUUUCUGGACCCGCCAGGUUAUUUACACCAUCUUCAUGAGGAUAAACAGGGACUCAAAGGGAACGUUCUUCUCGAGUGAAAACUGUUAUUGAAUUUUAAAACCGCCGGCGGACAGACGGACCUUUUUAUCGGAAAUGAUUUCCCUCUUUAUGUACACUCUACAUUUGCCCUGGAUUGGCUUUCUGUGGCAUCAACAUAAACUCCGAGACAUUAGGGAGGAAAUUGUGCCCAUUUUGUGCCGUUAGCUGAGUCAGAGCUGCACUGACAAAGAGAGAGAUUUCAGAGUCAAGUGGCUGCAUCAAUUAUCUUUAAUGUUGUUUAAGAAUACAGUGUAAUUAUAUAGAGGAAUGAUUUGAUUGUAUUUUGAAACAGAAGUCAGGAGGCUACAGGGUCUGUGUUCAGUAAUUUAAAGUACAGACAGGACUGUGUGUUUGUGUGUGUUGGCGUGAAUGCAUGGGAGUGGAGGAGAGUCGCCUCAGGGUUUUACUGGAAGAGAACAAAUAUCACUAAGUGUCCUUUAUCGGAGAUAAAAAUGGGCACCGAAGGAACACAAGAUCAGGAAAAAUGGGAGCGUGCUGGUCUCUGUUUCCUCUGUUUAUUUCCUCCAUGUAAAGCUGAGAUUUGUGCAUUAUACAUACGUUAGAGGUUUUCUGUCCUCGGCAUAUUCCCCAGUCUGAAUGUUAGACCUCUCUCUGGGAAUACCUCAUUAAGCCAUAGGGCUUAACAGGAAGCUGAGAAUCCACAGAGAUUGCAUGAAGGAUGGAAACUGUACAUGUGAAUGUGAUACUUGGAGGCAUCAUGGGCUGAGCUGUUCACUUUUACUCGCUGCCUUUAAUCUGUCCUCCUCUUUAAUGUGUUUGUUCUGCAUGUGUUCAUCGGUCGAUCACACAGGGUUUCUGCAGUGUUCGUCCAAUGAACUCCAAGACUUUCAAAGACCUUCAACUCACAGUGGCUUGAUAUACUUUUAUAGUAAUGCAAGAAUAGUACACUAAUUGUAUUCAACAAUAAUUCUUAGACUGGGCCUUUAGGGCAUCAGGACCUAAGAGGGCAGUGGAACGUGAAACACCCACAAGACCGGCAAAAAGUCGACAAUGAGACACAAAAACCAACCACUGCAAAGACACUCAAACUAUCACAGUUAUUGGCAAAACCACCAAGAUACUCAAAAUGGCCACAGAGACACGCAAAAAUAACCUAAAUACACUUAAAACUACUGCCAAGACACCAACCACAUAGACUGAAAGUAGCUAUAAAGAAGCAUAAACUACACAAAAUAGGCAUAAAACCACCACAAACCACCAUGAAGAGACAGAAAACCAACACAAAACACCUAAAGUGGCUACAGAGCCAUGUAAAACCACCUAAAAUGACAAUAACACACAAAACUACCUAAAAUAGACACAAAACCACCACAAUGAUAUUCAAACACCACACUGAUGUGUGAAAUUAGACCGAGGUUGCUCAAAACCACCACAAAGGAACUCAGAAACACCAGGAAGAGACACAAAAGCAACACAAAACACCGAAAUGGCUCCAACAACAUGUAAAACCACCUAAAGUAGACAGAAAACUACCAAAAAGAAACUCAAAAAUCACUACAAAGAGACACAAAACACCACAAGGGCGCACACAAAACCACUAUGAAGAGUCAGAAAACCAACACAAAACACCUAAAAUGACUACAGAGCCAUGUAAAACCACCUAAAGCAGGCAGAGCACCACAAAAUGACAAUAACACACAAAAAUACGUAAAAUAGACACCACCACAGAGACACUAAACAAUCACAAACGUGCACUAGGGUGCCACAGGCUAUAAUGGCCAAAAUUUUUUUCAAUAUUUUUCGGGUCCCACCCCCUAGUUUUUUUUCCUUUUAUGAAGCAAAGUAACUACGCAAAGUUUCAUAGAAAUAUAUGCAUAUUUUGUGGCAGCUCAAUUGGCUGGAAUAUUUUCAUAGAGUAAAUAUUCAGUGGUCGGUCAUUGCCUGCGUGUUUAACACUGUAUUAUAUAUUAAAAUAUAAUGUUAUUUAACUAUUUCUUUGUAUGGGCUGCGCAGUGGCCUAGUGGUUAGCACUUUCGCCUUGCAUCAAGAAGAUCCCCGGUUCAAAUCCCGGUCUGGGAUCUUUCUGCAUGGAGUUUGCAUGUUCUCCCUGUGCAUGCGUGGGUUUUCUCCGGGUACUCCGGCUUCCUCCCACAGUCCAAAAACAUGCUGAGGUUAAUUGGUUACUCUAAAUUGUUCGUAGGUGUGAAUGUGAGUGUGAUUGUGUGUCUGUGUAUGUAGACUGGUGACCUGUCCAGGGUGUCCCCUGCCUUCACCAGAGUCAGCUGGGAUAGACUCCAGCACCCCCCAUGACCCUAGUGAGGAUAAAGCGGUGUAUAGAGGAUUGAUGGAUGUUUCUUUGUAUUACAUAACUGAUUGUAUGCCAAUGUAUGGCUGAAUUUCUUCAGGCACAGAGAGGAAAAGGGAGACGUGGUAGCAUGGGUCCAGUUGACAUAGCACUAGCUCAGAAAGAAGAAAGAUGUAGAAAACGUCACUUGGUGGAAGAAACACGCAGGACAAAAGAGGCUGAACGGAUGCUGGAAGCAGCAGCUUAUGCAGAGUUCAGCAGUUGCAGUGAUGGUGAGAAGGAAGCCAGUUGUAAUGGUGAUGACUUCAGCCUGCAAAAGUACCAUAGUCAACCGAAGCGUCUGCAAGAAAGUCAUUCUCAAUCAAAUCAAAACCAUCAUAUUGUCACUCCAGAAUUAGCAGCAGCAUUAGACAGAACUAGUCAUUUUGGAGGUUUUCAGAAUAUUACACAUACUUUUGUAACUUUGGUAUGGUUGAGCUACCAGUAAAAUCAUUUUAAUACAUCCAAACUUUGGCAUUUUUUUUCAUUUCACAUUAUGAACACAUUUAGGGGGUGGGACAAUAAAAAUUAUAAAAUUAAUUUUUUUGUGGCACCCUAACGUACACAAAACCACCACAAAGAGAUACAAAACAAUCACACAAACUGUAAAAAUUACCAGGAGGACAUGCAAAACCAUGCAAAGUAGUCACAAAACCACCACAGAACACUGAAAAUGGCUCCAAAACCACCAAAAAGAGAACCAACAUGGAUUCAGAGAUGUCACAGCUUCACAACGAGAUUAAAAAAGGUGUUUUAGGUCUUUUAUUCUGGAGGUUCUACAGGAUGUUGGAGGUCUUUGUUUGGUUUAAUCUGACAGAAACCCUGUAGAUCCCCCAGUGACGGAUUGAUUAUUGAUUAUCUAUGGUUUAUUCUUGGCGUUUCUGGUUUAUUCGUGGUGUUUCUGGUUUAUUGUCGGUGUUUCUGGUUGUUUUCUUUGUUUCUCUGAGCUCCUGCUGAAGCAAUACAGGAACCCUAAAGUGAACUGAGUGAAGCCCUGAUGAAGACGCUCCUCCUCCUCCUCCUCCUCAGCCUGUAGGUGUUUGAGCUGCAUGUUUUUCAGAAAUGAACUAAACAUGUGUACCAUUAGACUGGGCUUUUGUACAGUAUUAAACCAGUAUCAGUGCUCGUUGUUCACAAAGUCCAACUGAAAUUAAACUAAAACACCCAAAAGAUCAUUUAUUCCCACCAGAAUCUGAUUUUUACAGCAGAAACAUGUCGAUAUUUGAUGAGAAAAUGAGGUAAAACUGAUGUUUUGUUGUUUUUUAAUUAGAUGAAUCUUAUACAGUAGAACAACAAAACAACAGAAACAUUUAUAAACUCAUAAUUUCACCAAAAAAGUCAUAAUAUUUCAUCGUUUUGUGUCUCUGUGGUUACUAUUUGCCUCCUUUAUGAGAAUUUCUUGACUCUUUUCUGGUCAUUUUUGCUUCCUUUAGUGCUAAUUCCAUCUUGCUGGCUGUUUUGGUCACUUUGUGAUCGUUUUGUGUUUGAUUUUAGUUGUUUUUGCAUCUCUUUGUGGUCAUUUCGUGUAUCUUCUUAGUCAUUUUUCUUCUGUUUCUUUCAUUUAGUGUCGUAGUUUGGUUGUUUUGUGGUCAUUUUGCUUCUUUUUGUGUUUGUUCUUGGUUGUUUUGUGUUUCUAUGUUGGUGUGGCUCCAUUUAAUCGUCCUUUUUAAAUAUAUUUUCAGGCAAAUUGUUGUCUCUCUGUGGUCUCGUUGCUUCUUGUCAGUUUUGAGUCUUUCUGUGCUCUUUAUUCUUCUUUUACUGUUAGUUUUUUUGUCCUGCUUCAGUUGUUCCUGUCUCUUUGUGGCAUUUUUUCUAUAUUUUUUGGUCAUUUUGUGUCUCUGUUGUUUGUAUUUUGUCUUAUUUUUGUCAUUUUGUGUCUCUUUGUGGUCACAAUGCAGUCAGUUUGUGUCUUAUUUUGGUUGUUUUGUGUCCAUUUAUGGUCAUUUUGCUUGGUUGUUUGACCAUUCUUUGUCUAUUUAAAGUUAUUUUUCUUUAUUUUCUGUUAGUUUUUUGUAUUAUUUAAACUAUUUUUGCAUGUCUUUGGUCAUUGUUCUUCAUUUAUUAGUCAUUUUGUGUCUCUUUGUGGUCAUUUUGCUUCUUUUUGUGUUUGUUCUUGGUUGUUUUGCAUCUCUAUAUUGGUGAUACGCCAUUUAAUCAUUCUUUUUUAAUCUAUUUUCAGGAAAAUUGUCUCUCUGUGGUCACGUUGCCUCUUUUUUGUCUUUUUUUUUUUGCUGUUUGUUUCUGGUAAUUUUGAGUCUUUUUGUUGUAAUCUUUUUUCUUUAAUCUUAGUUUUUUGCCUUCCUUUAGUCGUUUUCCAUGUCCUUGUGGUCGUUUUUCUACAUUUUUUCGGUCAUUAUGUGUCUCUGUUGUUUGUAUUUUGUCUUAUUUUUGUCAUUUUGUGUCUUUUUGUGGUGAUUUUUCUGGUUUAUUUGAUCAUUCUGAGUCUCUAUAUAGUCAUUUUUCUUCAUUUUCUGUUAGGUUUAUGUGUUUUUUGAGUCAUUUUGCAUCCUUUUUGUCAUUAUUAUUCAUUAUUUGGUCAUUUUAUGUGGUUUUGGGGUCGUUUAGCUUCUUCUCGUGUUUCUUUUGUUUCUUAUCUUAUUUAUUUCCAUCUCUUUGUUUUGCUCUUUUCAUCAUUUUGUGCCUCUUUGUGGUUGUUCUUCUCCACAACUGAACCAGAUUUCAGGUUGCUCCGUAAGAGUACUGAGAUUUGAAUGUAGUCAGAUUUAAUUAAAAAAUACCAGUGUGGUUGAAAGACUGAUUUAAAUUAUUAACUAAUAACAGGCUGUCCUCACAGCAGGGGAACCAGAAGUUAGAGACUAAUCUGAGUGAAGGAAUGAGUGUGAUUUCAGUUGGACUUUAGCUCUCGGUGUGCAUCUUCUCUCUGUGCUGUGGUGUUCUGCUUCAAGGGAGAAUAAAGGACUCGCUGAGACUCUGA